This is a messenger RNA of Ostreococcus lucimarinus CCE9901, 1160 nucleotides long. RefSeq lists its product with no specific name. Gene Ontology annotation, molecular function: dioxygenase activity. The coding region runs from base 15 to 1160 and encodes 381 amino acids. NCBI's taxonomy places the organism in Eukaryota, Viridiplantae, Chlorophyta, Mamiellophyceae, Mamiellales, Bathycoccaceae. The record is from RefSeq and is a predicted model, not a curated record. The transcript has a single exon.
CGGCUUUCGACGGCAUGCCCGCCGCGCGCGAAGACGCAGCGUCCGAGUACCCCGUCAUCGAUGUCGGCCCUUUACUCAGCGCCGGCGAUCCGAACGAGGACGUUCGCUUCAUUCUUGCCCGACGACGCGAGGUCGGUCGAGCGCUUCUCGCCGCGUGCGAACGGUUCGGCUUCUUUUCCAUCGUAUGCACCAUUCAAAAGGAAUCAAUCCCGUGGGCCGACGUCGUUGACCUGUUAACGCUGAACACCCGUGAUGAUUUGCCCGACGACUUUCUCUGGGAGUACGCGCGGCAUGACCGGUCAGAAGGGUGUCUGAUCGAGGGGAAAGAUUUGACCUUUGCACACGUCGACGCGUGGUUUUCACAGAAACAGGCUGACAAGGACGCGUACGCGAUGACGAACGGAAGAGGAUAUCAACGAAUAGGGGAGAAUGUGACGAAUGGGAGACGAGAUCAGCACGAAGCCAUUGAUUUUUAUCGACCGUGUGCCGUUAGUGAUGGUGGUUUGCGCGCGCCGCAUCCGUACAUUGGUCCGAACGAUUUGAACGAGCGCGUCGACAGAUACGCGAAAGGGAUGACGCGCAUUGGUAAAUAUAUUUUGCGCGCGCUAUUGGGCGCGAUUCGGAAAGAAUACCUCCACUAUCGCAUAGCGGACGACUUCACAGAGGACAUACUCGAGGAUGACAUCGCGGGAUGUCCGUUUUGGAUCUUACGGCUCAUAAACUCGCCCGGUUGCGAUUCCGAUGGCGAGAAAACUUCGUGCGGUUGGCACACCGACUACGGUUUGCUGACUUUCAUUCACGCCACGCAUCCAGGCUUACAAAUCGAAGUAUCAGGCAAGAUUAUCGAUGUUCCUCACCAUCCAGAACACAUGGUCUGUAACGUUGGCGAGAUGCUUCAGCUCUUCACGGACGACAGUCUCAAAGCCACCCGGCAUCGCGUCGUCCGAAAGCCGAGCGACGAAAACUGCGCGCGUCCUCGUAUUUCGAUUGCGUUCUUUUAUGAACCCAACUACGACGCUGUGAUAUCGAACAGGCAUCUCACGGAUCAAAGUGCUUUGGAAUCGGGUUACUCAUCUCCGCGCGAGGUGCGAUACGCCGACUUCUUGCGACAAAAGGUCGCCACGAACUUCGCAAAGGUUGACGAGGACCCUCGGGCGUAG